Molecule: messenger RNA, 1308 nt
Organism: Aphanomyces astaci
Lineage: Eukaryota; Oomycota; Saprolegniomycetes; Saprolegniales; Verrucalvaceae
Exons: 1
Coding region: 29-1243 (404 amino acids)
Source: RefSeq, a predicted model, not a curated record
CUGCGACUUCAUAGUUUGAUCUGCUACGAUGGACGAAAUCCCGCUCCUGCCGUUGGAGGUGUAUCUUUUGCGCGUGUCGUCCAUCUCUUCGAUCACGUUCUACACCACAACGUCGUUCGACGAUGGCAAUUCUCACGACGGAAUCAAAGCCUUCCUCCAAGCUCGACUGGGCGGCAUCACCGCGUGCAACCCAUGGCUCCGGGGCCAAUUAAAGCGUUCCAAAGAUGGACUUGUUCUCGAAGUAGAACACCGCAAUCAGCCGUUGCAACUUGGCGCCUACGAUCUCCCCCAGUUGUCGCCAGACAUGCCAUAUAACGACCUGACGACUUCGUUGGAGCCGUUGGCGGUGUUGCGAGGCACCGAGUUGGUGGGAAACCCUGACCAACCAAUAUUCCGCGUGGCAUGGAUCUCCAUCUCCCCCACUGUAGGGGCAUUUUACAUGUCACUGAGCCACGUUGUGGCCGAUGGCUACACUUACUACCGCGUGUUCAACAUGUUUGGCGCUGCUUGUACCCCCUCCGCGUUAACUCCCCGUCGGCACCCCGAUCUGCCCAUGCGUGCGAAGGGCUACAACGACACCAUGGACUUGCACCGGUCGGUCUCUAUGCUUUGGCACAUGGCUUCGACCGCGUUGGUGUCGCCGACGCCGACGAUUUCUGUCCACACGUUGAGCAACGAAUGGAUCACCAGUGAAAAAGAAGCUGCCCUGCCGACGACAGCAGUAUCGACCAACGACAUUAUUACGUCGUGGUACUUUCAGCUGUGCCGCGCCGACGUCGGCUUUAUGGUUGUCAACACCCGAGACAAAUACCCCCACGUGACGCACGACCUGGCUGGCAACUACACCACCCUUGUGGGGUACCAGCCCCAAGACUAUGCCUCUCCAUCGCUCUUACGAGCGUCCCUCCAAUCUGUUCCGUAUCGCCGGGCAGUGUCGGGGGCCCUGCCAUGGAUGUUUUACAAAUCCACGGCCAUGAUCACGUCCUGGGCGUCGCAGCGUGACGCCGCGCCGCCUGCUCUUCCGCAGUGCACCCUCGUGGCGCAUUUCCCCGUCGCCGACGCAUCGUAUAACCCGCCCUACACCAGCUUGGCCGUGGUGUUUCGAAAGUCGCCCACGGAAUUGGGGAUUAUCUUGCGCACCCGCAGCCCUUUCGCCAAUGCAAGCGCGCUGGCGGACGGCACAACGUCUUCGUCGACUCGUUGUUCGAUGGCUGAUCAAGAUAAGAAUGUCGCUUUCGCGUAAAUUUCUAGGCUACCACUAUUCGAUCGGAAAUGGCUGGCUGGUAUUGCAUGAAUGUUAAAGUCCUC